Torulaspora globosa is the source of this 477-nucleotide messenger RNA. RefSeq names its product mRNA-binding translational activator GIS2 (gene GIS2). The coding region runs from base 1 to 477 and encodes 158 amino acids. The record is from RefSeq and is a predicted model, not a curated record. Gene Ontology annotation, cellular component: cytoplasm. Lineage: Eukaryota; Fungi; Ascomycota; Saccharomycetes; Saccharomycetales; Saccharomycetaceae. Gene Ontology annotation, molecular function: translation regulator activity; single-stranded RNA binding; mRNA binding. The transcript has a single exon. Gene Ontology annotation, biological process: positive regulation of cytoplasmic translation.
AUGUCUCAGAAGGCUUGUUACGUGUGUGGGAAGAUUGGUCAUUUGGCUGAGGAGUGUGAUUCCGAGAGAUUGUGCUACAACUGCAAUCAACCGGGCCAUGUUCAAUCCGAGUGUACUCUUCCAAGAACUGUUGAAUACAAGCAAUGCUACAACUGCGGUGAGACGGGUCAUGUAAAGACGGAAUGUGCCAUUCAGCGCUGUUUCAACUGUAACCAAACAGGUCACAUUUCCAGAGAAUGUGUUGAACCUAAGAAGGCCAGAUUCCCUUCCACUCCUUCGAGAGGUUCCAAGGUAUCCUGCUACAGAUGUGGCGGUCCAAACCAUAUGGCUAAGGACUGUCUGCAAACCGGCUCUAAAUGUUACUCCUGUGGUAAGUUUGGACAUUUGUCGAAAGAGUGUCCUAACGGUCCCGAUGAGAAAGUCUGCUAUAACUGUAACGAGACGGGACAUAUCUCCAGAGAUUGUCCGGUCAACUAA